AUGAUUAUAUCAUGGAAUGUAAGGGGGCUCAAUAAGUCGGGUAAGACUAGGGAGAUUAGCUCCCGUCUCCUAGAUCUUAACCCUGCAAUCAUAGUACUAAUCGAAACUAGGGUGAAGAGGAAUAAAACUCAAACAAUUAGAGAUAAACUGAAACUUAGGGGUAGCUAUCUGGAUAACUAUGGCAAGCAUGAAAACAGUAGAAUAUGGGUGUAUUGGGAUGAAAACAAAGUGGAUAUUGAGCACGUGUGCAUCACUGACCAACUGAUACACUAUAAGAUUUGUGAUAAUACUGGAAAUGUCUUGAACUGGCUGACUGCAAUUUAUGCACAAAACCAACUAGAUAUGAGGCGAAAGUUGUGGCAGGAUAUUGAAACUAUACACUAUCAGCAACAUGGACAAUGGAUGCUUAUUGGCGAUUUUAAUAAUGUUCUGAAAGUAGAGGACAUAACUGAAGGAACCAUGGUGAACGAAAAGGAAUAUAUUGAUCUCACUAGCAUGAUGAGUGCGACAGAACUAUACGAGAUGGAAAGUACUGGUGAUUACUUUACAUGGUCAAAUAAGCAGGGAGAGAAUGCUAUCCAUUACAGGAUAGAUAAAGUUUUAGGGAAUGUGGAAUGGAUGCAAAAGAAUGUGGAUAUUGUCCUAACCAACAUGACACCAAGUGUCACGGAUCACGCCAUGCUGGUUUUGAAAGAGCAGGAGAAUACAUAA
Messenger RNA from Lathyrus sativus (Indian pea), 711 nucleotides. NCBI's taxonomy places the organism in Eukaryota, Viridiplantae, Streptophyta, Magnoliopsida, Fabales, Fabaceae. The record is from the annotation of a GenBank genome assembly.